Messenger RNA from Hibiscus syriacus, 1293 nucleotides. Its product is annotated as PLASMODESMATA CALLOSE-BINDING PROTEIN 3-like. The record is from RefSeq and is a predicted model, not a curated record. The transcript is spliced from 3 exons. The coding region runs from base 165 to 983 and encodes 272 amino acids. NCBI's taxonomy places the organism in Eukaryota, Viridiplantae, Streptophyta, Magnoliopsida, Malvales, Malvaceae.
GGUGAAUGCUACAGUAUUUAUAUCCAUGCCUUUAAAAUGGUCUGUUCGUCUAUUGUCAUGUUCAUAAAUUUCUAUUGGAAAUCUUGUUAAGAUUUUCUUCAUUGGUAGGUGAUGAUCAUGGUAACAGAGAAGAUAUUUUAUGGAGAGAAACAAUGAUCAUCUGAAUGAGUGAAUGUUUCUCGGGAAAAUUUUUGUCAAACCGAUACUUAACUUGCUUUUUAAUCUCUUCAGGUUCAAGUAUUUCCAGGAAACCUCCUCUCCGAGAAAUCAAUCAAAGAAAACAAAGCAACUGCGAAUCCCGGUUGCUACUCGACCCUUCAAUAUCGACCACACUACUAGAUAAUGCUCCCAUUGUCAACCCUACAACUCCAGGCACAACUCCGAACUCGACAUCCCCUUCUACGGAGCCGAUCACCAAUCCGACUACCCCUAUCACAACUCCAACAACCCAAACCCCAACUCCUACAACAUCAUCAGGAGGUUCCUGGUGUAUUGCAAAUCAAGGUGCUUCACCAACUGCUCUACAGGUAGCUCUAGACUAUGCUUGCGGAUAUGGCGGUGCGGAUUGCUCUGCUAUUCAAUCUGGUGAAAGUUGUUAUGAACCCAACACUGUUCAGGAUCAUGCUUCUUAUGCUUUCAAUGAUUACUACCAAAAACACCCUGCUCCAACGAGCUGUGUUUUUGGAGGCACUGCUCAGCUUACAAAUACAGACCCAAGUAAAGGGAAUUGUCACUAUGCAUCAUCCUCACCGGCAAGUGUUGCUCCGCCAGCCAGCAUAACGCCAUCGGCCACCCUACCGCCACCGGAUACCACUACCUUAACCCCACCCUUUACGAUGAGCCCACCUUUUACAGGACCGGGCGGGGACAAGGUGUACGGUUCAGAAGAACCAACAGGACUCCCAAGCUCUGCCAGCUCUGUGUCAUUCAGCUUCCUGCUGAUCUUUUCCACAAUGUCAAUCGUUGCUGCAAACAAACUCUAGAUAUAAAGGAAGCAACUUUCAGUUACUUUUUCCAUGACCCCAUUGCAAUUUCUUUGGCUCACCAACAGAGUUUCCGAAACUUUCAUCAAGCUUGGGAAUCGACAAUGAGAACCAUUUUCUCACUAUUAAGAUCUAAAUAUUUAUAUACUUCUUGAUCUAUGUAUACCUAAAAGCUGGUUAAAAAAGCCAGAGAAGAGCAUAGAAUCUUUAGGUUCUCGUAUUAAUAGAUAAGUUAAGAAUAUGAUAGAUGCUUUUGCAGAAUGACUGUUAGCUGCACAAUAAAGGUGUUAGAGAUGCCCUGUUGGGAUCU